Molecule: messenger RNA, 1920 nt
Organism: Papaver somniferum (opium poppy)
Lineage: Eukaryota; Viridiplantae; Streptophyta; Magnoliopsida; Ranunculales; Papaveraceae
Product: ACT domain-containing protein ACR6-like
Exons: 6
Coding region: 267-1601 (444 amino acids)
Source: RefSeq, a predicted model, not a curated record
ACGGCGUGAGGGACUGUGACUUUCAUUCACUUAGGGUCGUAUCAAUGAUAUCAUCAAUUCGUCACAUUCCUUCUCCGCUAUCUCACUUAAAUCAGUUCUUCUUCUUUUACUAACUAGUCAUAAAUGAGUUGAGUGAGUCUCUGCUCUCCAUAACAGUAGGAAGUACUUGAACCAGUUUACAUGCUUUAAAUAUCUUGAAGUCCGGGUUAUUUUUAUUUUCACUUAGUUUUUACUCUUGAUCAGUAAUCUCCUAUCUUCAAAGAAGUAUGGAAGAUGAGUAUGCAAAGUUUAUCAGGAGAAUGAAUCCACCAAGAGUUGUUAUUGACAAUGAUGCUUGUGAAGAAGCCACUCUAAUUCAGGUUGAUAGUAUGAAGAAACAUGGGAUAUUAUUGGAAGUGGUUCAAGUUCUAACAGAUCUUAACUUACUCAUAACUAAAGCAUACAUAUCCUCUGAUGGAGGAUGGUUCAUGGAUGUCUUUAAUGUUACCGACCAAGAUGGGAAUAAACUCAAAGAUGAAGGAGUGAUCAACUACAUAAAAAUGACAUUAGAAGCGAAUGAUUGCUUCUUACCGUCUUUGAGAGAUACGGUCGGGGUAAUGCCGUCUGAAGACCACACAUCAAUUGAGCUUACGGGGACUGAUAGACCAGGUUUACUGUCCGAAAUAUGUAGUGUGCUUGCGGACCUUCGCUGCAAUGUAGUAAAUGCGGAGAUAUGGACGCACAAUGCUAGAGCCGCAGCUGUGGUUCAUGUUACAGACCAAUACACCGGUUGUGCAAUUGAAGAUGCGAAACAGCUUUCUACAAUUAAGGAACUCCUGUGCUAUGUUCUCAAAGGAAAUAAUGACAUAAGGACAGCAAAAAUGAUGGUAGCAGCACCGGGUGUUACUCAUAGAGAAAGAAGGUUGCACCAGAUGAUGUUCGAUGACAGGGAUUAUGACAAGGGCAAUAUGGUCAGGAUGAGGAGGGCCGAUGAUCAGGAUAAUAAACUGAGCACUGAAGUUACUUUACUGGAUUGCGUCGAGAAAGAUUACACUGUCGUUACUAUGAGGUCCAAAGAUCGGCCGAAACUCUUGUUUGAUACUUUGUGUACACUAACAGAUAUGCAGUAUGUUGUGUUUCAUGGAACCGUCAAAACAAGCCGGAUGGAAGCUCAUCAGGAAUACUAUAUCCGGCACAUUGAUGGCCUGCCUAUAAGCUCCGAGGCAGAACGGCAACGUGUGUCUCAAUGUCUUGAAGCAGCUAUCGAAAGAAGAGUCUCUGAAGGAUUGGAACUUGAGCUAUGCACGGAAGAUCGGGUUGGACUUCUCUCAGACAUUACAAGGAUUUUUAGAGAGAACAGUUUGUGCAUUAAGAGAGCAGAAAUCUCAACAAAGGGAGGUAAAGCUAAGGAUACAUUCUUUGUCACUGAUGUGUCUGGUAAUGCUGUUGACCCCAAGCUUGUGGACUCAAUUUGUCACCAAAUUGGAGUAACCGUUCUUAGAGUGAAAAGGAACUCACCUCUGUGUCCGAAGUCCCCACCGGAAACAACGGGAUUCUUUUUCGGGAAUCUCUUUAAAGCUCGCACGUUUCAAAAUUUUAGGCUAAUCAGAUCCUAUUCUUAGGACUCCAUGUUCAUACUCCGCAGAAGCUGCACAAAAUGUAAAAUACUACACUCAUCUAGAUACACUACAAGAAUAGGUUGUCCAUACAGUACCUGUACUCUAAUUUUGUAAUGCAGGGAUGAUCUUUAUGGUCCUGUAGUUACAUUGUGAAUAGUCGUCGAUUGUAAUAAUAUAAAAAGAAAAAAACUUUGAAUUGUGUAUAAAUGUGUUACAGUGUAGGUAAACUAGUGAUCAUCCAAAAGGGUAAAUCUGUAGAAUGGUGUAAAUAAUUAUGCAAAUGUAAAGAUUUAGAUUGAAUAGAAGAGAUACGUUCAAGCCA